CACUGUUGUUUCAACACUUUUAUUGUUGUAUUUUCGCCACGUAAAAAGUGGCACGAUUUUAUUUUUCAAAAUACCUGACACACAACUAACAAAUUAACCAUGGCUCCCCAACAGAAGGGCAAACAGGGUACGAAAGGCGCCAAGCAAAUCGUAGAGGAAAACAAGACGACACUGGCUUUCUACCGGAACAUGGCUAUUGGAUGCGCUGCACCCGCCCUGCUUCUAAGCUUCCUGGUCUUUGAAGUCACCAAAACCUCAGUAUUUAUGCACAUCUUGGCAUUGCUGAUCCUAGGCAGUUCGUACCAGUUUAUGGCCUUCAUGUCGAAGGCAAAGUACUCUGAGAGCGGUGCCCUAGUUGACUCCGGCAACGAUUUAAAUAUGGAGGGAGGCAUAGCGGAAAACGUAAAGGAUCUUAUCAUCCUCACAUCCGGUACUUUGCUGCUGGCCCUCAUCUCCAACUACUUCUGGCUAGUGCUGCUUCUGGCGCCCAUUCGUGCUGGUUGGAUGCUCUGGGGCACUGUCAUCCAGCCAUGGCUGUCGCAGCGCAACAGCCAGGACGAUAAUCCUGAAGUUGACGAGAAAAAGCAGAAGAAGAUGGAGCGCAAGAUGCGACGCAUGAGAUAGGAGCCACCUCUCGAAGUGCUCUAGCGGUUGAGGAAUUCCUGGUUUUAAUGAGAUUCUAUGCUUAGUUGUGUGUGCGUUUCCGUAUUGUUAGAUAUUCAGCAAAUUAAACUGACCGAGACAAAAGACAAUUCACGGAUUUAGUUAGUCAAAGCAUUUGUGCGAUUUAAUUACGGUGAAUUUUCGAAGAUGACUGGCUCCGCGAGGAAAAUGGAUUUCCUCAAGGUUGCCGCCAAUUUUUGGUGCAUUGUAAAUAUAUUCGUGUUAUUGUUUAUAAAUAAAUGUGCUUCAGUGCAGCAGGAA
Messenger RNA from Drosophila eugracilis, 924 nucleotides. RefSeq names its product transmembrane protein 208. The record is from RefSeq and is a predicted model, not a curated record. The coding region runs from base 100 to 624 and encodes 174 amino acids. The transcript has 4 exons. Lineage: Eukaryota; Metazoa; Arthropoda; Insecta; Diptera; Drosophilidae. Gene Ontology annotation, cellular component: intracellular membrane-bounded organelle. Gene Ontology annotation, biological process: vacuolar protein processing.